Molecule: messenger RNA, 3943 nt
Organism: Nasonia vitripennis (jewel wasp)
Lineage: Eukaryota; Metazoa; Arthropoda; Insecta; Hymenoptera; Pteromalidae
Product: caspase-like
Exons: 6
Coding region: 312-1238 (308 amino acids)
Biological process (GO): regulation of DNA-templated transcription; proteolysis; apoptotic process
Cellular component (GO): nucleus; cytoplasm
Source: RefSeq, a predicted model, not a curated record
UUUUUUUUUUUUUAAUAUGAUCAAGCACAUGUAGAUACGAAGUCAAGGAAUUCGCGUAAAAAUAGUAUAUAUACGAGGAUUCGCAAUGAACAACGAUUUCGUGAAACUACAUGAGCAUUAAGACCACGUCAAAGCCUUAUCUCCGUUCAGUAGGAUGUGAUACCUGAAAGAUGUAUACAGAGUGUUCUUCAAUAACAUUAUUGUACAUUCCCACUGGUGUUUCUCGGUGCUCAAGCGGUGCUCAAACGUAAUAAAUCAGAAAAAUAUAAUUGAAGUAAAAGAAAAGUGUAGUUCUCGGGCAGUUCGAGAAAAUGGGUAAGAACCUUAGUCGUUGCUGUGAUAUUGACAAGAACGUGACGACGAGAAAUAACACAAUCGAUGAAAAUGUAGCUGACGUCCCAACUAAUACAUCUCCUUCUAGUAGCAUAAGAAAUAUAACAGCAGCUCCUGCGAUAACUGAGGAUGUUCCGAAUUCGCUAAAACCGGAAGAUAUGUAUUACAAAAUGGACCAUGAAAGGCGUGGUUUGGCGUUGAUAUUUAAUCACGAAUUCUUCGAAGAUGACGCUAUAAAUUCCCGUACUGGGACAAACGUUGACUGCGAAAACCUCGCCAGUACGUUGAAAAGCUUCGGCUUCGAAGUCCGACACUUUCACGACUUAACGUAUCAAUGUAUAUCCAACUAUUUAGGAGAAGUUGCAAAAAUGGAUCACUCCCAGCACGACUGCCUGGUGGUUGUGGUACUGAGCCACGGCGAUUUGGGCGAGCUUUACGCUCACGACAGAAAGUACAACGCCGAGAGCAUCUGGUCGAGCUUUACUUCGAGCAACUGCCCGAGUCUCGAGGGUAAGCCCAGAUUGUUUUUCAUACAGGCCUGUCGCGGCGACCAAACCGAUGAGGGCAUCAAGCUACAAUACUGCAGAUCCGAACCCGAUGGCCACCCCAACCUGGUAUUCCGUAUACCGACGCAUCGUGACUUUCUAAUCGCCUACUCCACGAUUCCGGGAUUCUACUCUUGGAGAAAUAAAAAGCAAGGCUCCUGGUUCGUACAAGCUUUGUGCUCGGAACUCGACGUCUACGGGGACAGGCAGGACCUGCUGACCAUCCUCACCUUCGUCUGCCAGAGGGUCGCGAUCGAUUUCGAGUCGUAUUCACCCGAGCGUGCGAACUUUCAUCAAAAAAAGCAAAUACCUGCCGUUACCACGAUGCUUACGCGUCUCGUUAAGUUUGCGCGCGUUUAACAAAUAUAAUGCCUUAUAAAAUGCCAAUAGAAUAAGUUUAUCUUGUAUUAUCGUUAUCAUCUGCGUAUGUGCACGUUUCUACCCAUGUCUUUCUAAAUUUUCAAAAAGCGCGCCUCGCGCGAACCAGCCAUUGCAGCGUCUUGUAGACGAUCGAAACAUAAUGGAAUCAACGGAACGGCGUUGCUGCAGCAAGUUGGAACUUGAAACACGAAAACAGGUUGCGUUGCGACACUCUUCGUCACGGGAAAAGGCGAGGAACGUCUCUGAAAAGCGCAAAGAAAGGGGUUUACUUAAUUUUUCAGCGAUUUUUUUGUCUUGGUGCGUAAAAUGGGACAGCUUUCGGACUAGUGACUGAUUGGUAAAGUAAAAUUCUUUACCGGGCCGUGGUUCGGGAGUAUAUUCCGGAGUGAGCAUCGAAUGCCAAAGGGCAAGACGAUUGGCAGAGUUCAUUGAUUUCGUUCAACCUUUUCGACGAUCGCUGCAAAGAAAUUUCGAAGGACGAUUGAAUGAACGUACGCCCCAUCGUUCCUUAGCAAAAAUCAGAUAUUGUCUGAUUAGACAAGAUUUCCAGAGAAACGAAAACAACGCUAUACUGUGUUGCUCUGGCAUCUCUAACGGCCACCUAUACUGACUCGGAGGGUGAAGACGGGGUGGAUGACGACCUUCAGGAGAAUUCAAACACUCCCAGAGGGGCUGCCCCACAAAAUGCCCAAGUCGGUCAGCCCCAAGUUCUCAUCAGUCCUAAAUCUGGCAGAUCAGCCUCAAAUAGCCCCAUCAAUAUCUCCAAUGUUGGUGGCAAGAAUAAUAACAACUUGCCAAAUGUACCCACCUUAGUGACUGAUGUAACGUCAAAGGUGCAGAGAUUAGUUUCCUAUUUUGAUGACACAAUAGUCUCUGAUGAUGAGGGAACUGUUGUGGUAGCUACUGAAGUGUCAUUUUCUGUAAACGGAAAAUUACCUUCUGAUACGGCUGAACAGCAGUCUCCCGAUCGUCAAGGAGAUUUGAUUUCAGAUGGGGAAGCAGAUGCAUAUGGAGUUGUAAUUCCACCAGACCCACCUGGAUUCUGUCCAGUAGAAUUACAGGAAAAAAUUACAAAUCUUUACAAAAAAAUGGAAUCUGGGCGUUUGGACAUGAACAAACUUAUACAGCAAAGGAAAGACUUCAGAAAUCCAUCCAUUUAUGAAAAGCUAAUUCAAUAUUGUAGUAUCAAUGAGUUGGGCACUAACUAUCCCCCUGACAGAUUUGAUCCAUUCAAGUGGAACAAAGACUCUUACUAUGAAGAAUUGUCAAAGUUUCAGGAACAGCCAAACGACCAGCUACUGUAGUCUCAACUGUGGAAGACGAUGCUAAAAAGAGGAAAAGCAAAUGGGAUCAAAUUUCUACAAUUCCAACUGCUGCAGCAGCAGUCAAACCAACUGUUGUACCUCAGCAAACGUUAACAACAUUAACUUCAUCUGUUACUGGUACAAAAGCAACGGUAAUAUCGGCUUUUGGUUCUUUACCAAAGAAAAGACUGUAACACAUAGUUAUGUAUUGUAAAUUUUAAUAUUCGCUUAAUUGUUUGAUAAGUAACUUGUUGAAGUCUUGCGUUGCACACUGAAAUAUUUAAAAAUUAACUGUAAAAUAUUCUUAUGAGUUGAAGUAUGUGUUUCUUAAAUUUUUUAAAAUUAAAACAUUGAAAAAUAUGUAAAAAUAUUAUUGACGUACAAAGCAAAUGAUAGAUACAAACAGGAAAAAACAUGCUGUACUACUGCCAUUAUUUAUAAAUUUGUAAUAAUUUAUUCAAUAGUUAAACAUAAAUUAAAGGGAAUUGUGUAAACAAUUAUUAAUGAGUACAUUUACGCUAAAUAUUCAAACUAACACAUUAGAAUAAAUAUAUAUUUCUUACGAAAAGUAAUUAGAGACUAUCUUUGUAUUAGUAUAGCUGUUUAUAGACAAAUCAGAAAGUAUCCUAUAAUGUUUCUGUACACACCUUUGUUUUUUUACAAAAUGUACAAUUAAUAUUAAUUGAAGUAUAGGUCAUGUAGGUGAUGCAUUGCAAACCUCAAAAAGUAAGUAACUAUUUAAUGUAGAUAGGGUAAUUGAUUGCACAAGUAUUAGAGUUACUUUUUGCAAUCAAAUUUGCGGUAUGUAUCUGCUAAAAAUAAAAUAGAGUAUAUACCUAUACAAAAAGAUGAAAAAUUGCGUAAGUGCGAUAUCAAUCUAUGAAAGUCAAGUUUCAAAAUUCCAUCAAAAUGAUUGCUGUCUACUGUUAUUAUUCUCAAUCACUGAAAUCAACUAUAUAUAUUUCACUCUUUUUAUACCUAUGUUCCAAUUGUGGAAAUUAUAUUAUCUGUACAGUCUACUGUGUAGCAUGUUAUUCUAUUAAUAUGCCAUUAGUUAAUUAUUGUUUGACAGGUAUAAUAAGAUUCAUCUGUGAAAAAUUGUAAAUAUAGCACUAUUGUUUUACACUAUUUUUUCUUUUUGAUAGGCCUCAGAAAUAAUUAAAUAGUGGAGUUUCUAUAGGUAACAUCCGAGAAUAAAAUAAAUGUCAGUUUAUGUAUAAACUACUUUUUUAUGUUAAAAAAAUAGUUUUUUUAAUCAUUUCUAUUUCAUCUAUAUAUACAUAUAUUGCAAGGAAAUGUCUAAAUAGACUAGGAUUUUGUUUCCGAUUUUGUCUGGAAGAAAAAUAAAUAAUUUGUGUAAAUAAAGUAUUUUUAAACGUA